This is a messenger RNA of Drosophila willistoni, 1116 nucleotides long. RefSeq names its product flocculation protein FLO11. Gene Ontology annotation, cellular component: RNA polymerase II transcription regulator complex. Gene Ontology annotation, biological process: positive regulation of transcription by RNA polymerase II. The coding region runs from base 1 to 1116 and encodes 371 amino acids. The record is from RefSeq and is a predicted model, not a curated record. Gene Ontology annotation, molecular function: transcription coactivator activity. NCBI's taxonomy places the organism in Eukaryota, Metazoa, Arthropoda, Insecta, Diptera, Drosophilidae. The transcript has 2 exons.
AUGGACAUGAAAUUGUUGUUGAUUUGUGCCCUGAUCGCCGCUGUGGCCGCCGAUGUCAGCCACUUGCCCAGCAACCAAUAUCUGCCCCCUGGACACGGUGCCGCUUCUGCUCCAGUGGCUUCCUACUCAGCUCCUAGCUUUGCAGUAGAAGCUUCUGCCCCAGAGCCAUCGUACAGUGUGGCUGCUUCGGCUCCAGCUGUCUCCUACUCUGCUCCAGCCCAGACUUACACUGCUGCUGCUUCAGCUCCUGCCGUCUCCUACGCUGCUCCAGCUCAGUCAUACUCUGCUCCAGCCCAGACCUACACCGCUGCUGCUUCAGCUCCUGCCGUCUCUUAUGCUGCUCCAGCUCAGUCAUACUCUGCUCCAGCCCAGACUUACACCGCUGCCGCUUCAGCUCCUGCCGUCUCCUACGCUGCUCCAGCUCAGUCGUACUCUGCACCCGCUCAGUCCUACUCUGCCCCAGCUGCCAGCUACAGCGUUGCCGCUUCAGCUCCUGCCGUCUCCUAUGCUGCCCCUGCUCAGUCGUACUCCGCUCCCGUUCAGUCCUACUCUGCCCCAGCUGCUAGCUACAGCGUUGCCGCUUCAGCUCCUGCUGUUUCUUAUGCUGCCCCAGCUGCCGUUGAGAGCUACGAGGAAGCAGCUUCUGCCCCAGCUCACACCUUCUCGGCCACCGAUGGUUACCGUUACAAGACCCAGCGUCGUCGCGUCAUUCGUCGCCACCGUCGUGAUGUGAGCCACUUGCCUUCCAACGACUACCUGCCCCCUGUUCAGGGUGCUGCCUCCGCACCAAGCAGCGAGUACCUGCCACCUGUUGCCGCUUCUGCCCCAGUUGCCUCAUACUCUGCUCCAGCUCAGACUUACACCGCUGCCGCUUCAGCUCCUGCCGUCUCCUAUGCUGCCCCUGCUCAGUCGUACUCUGCUCCAGCUCAGACCUACUCCGCCCCAGCUGCUAGCUACAGCGUUGCCGCUUCAGCUCCUGCUGCUUCCUAUGCUGCCCCCGCUGCUGUUGAGAGCUACGAGGAAGCCGCUUCUGCCCCAGCUCACUCCUUCUCGGCCACCGAUGGUUACCGUUACAAGACCCAGCGUCGUCGCGUCCUCCGUCGCCACAGAUAUUGA